CAAAUUUGUUUGGAUCGGAAAAAAAGUUGUAAGUAACUAAAAGGGAAACAAAAUGAUGCGCUACGAGGGAAAUGAGAAACUGGCGGACGUCACGUCCUGUGCCGGUGUGCGUGCCGAUCUAAAAAUGUGUCUGCUGGAGAGCGAAUGCUGUCGCCUGGACAAGAAAACUCCGCGCCAGUGCCUGCAGGACAACAGUGUGCCGCCUGAGUGUCAAGUGUUGCGAAAUACGUUCUACGAGUGCAAGCGUUCGCUGUUGGAUAAUCGACAACGUUUUCGGGGACACAAAGGAUAUUGAGCUGAUUUUAAUUGUUACUUAAACGCUAAGAUUUGAAUACAACACGAAAUGUAAAUGUAAA
Drosophila grimshawi is the source of this 356-nucleotide messenger RNA. Its product is annotated as cytochrome c oxidase assembly factor 5. The coding region runs from base 53 to 295 and encodes 80 amino acids. Gene Ontology annotation, biological process: mitochondrial respiratory chain complex IV assembly. Gene Ontology annotation, cellular component: mitochondrion. The record is from RefSeq and is a predicted model, not a curated record. Lineage: Eukaryota; Metazoa; Arthropoda; Insecta; Diptera; Drosophilidae. The transcript is spliced from 2 exons.